Messenger RNA from Plasmodium vinckei vinckei, 366 nucleotides. Its product is annotated as conserved Plasmodium protein, unknown function. The transcript has 2 exons. Lineage: Eukaryota; Apicomplexa; Aconoidasida; Haemosporida; Plasmodiidae. The coding region runs from base 1 to 366 and encodes 121 amino acids. The record is from RefSeq and is a predicted model, not a curated record.
AUGGUACUUGUGAUUACUAGGAAAUUAUUUUCGGCAAAUAAAAUAAAAAAACAUGCUGAUAUUAAUUUAAUGUGUAAGAAACAUUUUGGAGGUGUGAAAUUUUUAGACGCUAACAGAACAGCAGAUGAAUCAGUUUAUUUCAAGAAGGAAGAUGAAGCAUUACUACGAAACUUAUUAAAAGCCAACCCCAAUAUUAACCCAGAUUAUGAUUUUAGUAGUGUAGAAAGUGAAAUGAGUGAUUUAUCUCAUGAUUUAUCUCUUGUAUUUUCAAAGCAUGGAAUAAAAGGAUUAGAUACGGGUGAUGCCAUAAGGGAUAUUAUAAAAGUGUUUGAACUGAACGGUUAUAGAAAAUCUUUAGAUUCAUAA